This is a messenger RNA of Vigna angularis (adzuki bean), 1690 nucleotides long. Its product is annotated as probable lysophospholipase BODYGUARD 4. The transcript has 4 exons. NCBI's taxonomy places the organism in Eukaryota, Viridiplantae, Streptophyta, Magnoliopsida, Fabales, Fabaceae. The record is from RefSeq and is a predicted model, not a curated record. The coding region runs from base 137 to 1432 and encodes 431 amino acids.
UUAAGAAAGCUUUGACUUGUUUUUAAGCUAAACUUUAUAUUUAGUGUUUUAAAACUGAGAAAGUAAAAUUAUACAAUUACAAUUUACAAACAAUGGUUUAAGGAGAUAAAGGUCAAUUAAACUUCCAUCUAAGUUCAUGUCUCUGCCACUUUCUUCCCCAAAAUGGUUGACCAAUUGUGUUCAAUCACUCAUCUUCAUUCUGUGUUGUGUUGUUUUCCUCAUAUUUGAUCUUCUUGAUUCUGUUUUCUGCGUUAUCUAUGGAUAUAUUGAUAAACUCAUUGAAGGAGAGGUUUCGCCUUGUUGCUGCUCUAAUUGGGAGAGGCAAAAGAGGCGGAUGAAUGUGACAGAUGAUGAUAUAUCAGAUAGCUUGUAUGAGAGGAGGAACAUUUUCAGAGAAAUGGGGUUCCUUCGAUAUGAGAGAAAACGAGAAGAUUCCACCACAAAUUUUGUUAAAGGUAGUGCCCGGUCAGUGAAUCGUUGGUCUGAUUGUGGCUGUGAUUCUUGCCUUUCAUGGGUGAAUGAUGGAAGUGACUAUAAGCUUCAUUUUGUUGUGAAGGAGCCCUUGUUGGUCCCUGGUGAGAACUGCAAGGGAAAACCUUCUGAGAAUGUGAUCUUCUUACAUGGAUUUCUCUGUUCUUCCUCAUUUUGGACAGAGACAGUGUUUCCAUAUUUUUCUGAAAAGACGAAUCACGAGUACAGAUUGAUUGGCAUUGACCUGCUGGGAUUUGGCAAGAGUCCAAAGCCUAGAGAUUGCUCAUACACUUUGCAGGAUCAUGUGGAAAUGAUUGAGAAAUCUGUGGUUUUACCAUUGGAGAUGACUACCUUUCAUUUGGUUGCACACUCCAUGGGAUGCAUAAUUGCAUUGGCCUUGGCUGCUAAGUACCCAAAGAAUGUAAAAUCAAUCACCCUUGUUGCUCCUCCAUACACUUCUUCUGAGGGUGAUGCUUGUUUAAAUGCACUAUCAAUGCUUGCUGGAAAGAAAUUGUGGUCUCCACUGUCUUUUGGUUCUUCAUUUAUGUCCUGGUAUGAACACCUGGGCCGUACAGUUUGCCUUGUCUAUUGCAGAAAUCACCGAAUAUGGGAGAGCAUUCUAAAAUUCAUUACUCGCAGGAGGGAUCUUCAUUUCUUGACCACAGACAUGACCAGGCACACACAUCAUUCAGCUUGGAGUUCCAUGCAUAAUGUGCUAUGUGGAGGAGCAAAAUUUGUGGACAGUUACCUCAUCAUUUUGACCAGAGUUGGAGUGAGAAUAAAUGUGAUUCAAGGUGAAAAGGAUCAAGUUGUCCCAAUGGAGUGUUGUAGUAAGUUCGAGUUGAAGGCUCCUGAAGCUGAAAUCAACAUCAUUCCAAAUGCAAACCAUGGGACUGUACUAUUUGGCAGAGAGAAAGAAUUUGCACUUAGUCUAGAGCAUAUAUGGGAAUCUUGCUGUUGAUAGAAGUUAAUGUCAGUUCUAGGGUAACUGGAAAGAUAUGAAAUAUUAAUCCUUUGCAUUAAUUAGGGAUAAGCUUAUAAGAUGAAGGUGGGAUGAAUGAUGAAAUUGUAUCAUUCAUGGUAGAAGUUGUUUGAGAAAUAAAACAAAAAUACAACAUGCCCUACUAAAGCCAAAAUGCAGCCUGUCAGAGAAACUGAACUUUUUACUUUUUGUGUUUUUAAAUUGUUUAAUCUAAAAACUGAAAAUGUAAACUUUGUA